Rhopalosiphum maidis (corn leaf aphid) is the source of this 861-nucleotide messenger RNA. RefSeq names its product GTP-binding protein Rheb homolog. The transcript has 5 exons. Gene Ontology annotation, molecular function: GTP binding; GDP binding; GTPase activity. Gene Ontology annotation, biological process: small GTPase-mediated signal transduction. Bases 236 to 787 code for a protein of 183 amino acids. The record is from RefSeq and is a predicted model, not a curated record. NCBI's taxonomy places the organism in Eukaryota, Metazoa, Arthropoda, Insecta, Hemiptera, Aphididae. Gene Ontology annotation, cellular component: plasma membrane.
GAAGUAGGUACACUAUAUUUAAAAUUUUUAAACCCUGUAUUGGCUGUAUUAUGUUAUAUAAUAUUAUCAAUAUUAUCAAUAUUAUCAUAAAGACUAAAAAGUAGAUAUUCUGUAUUACACUGUAAUUAUUGUUUAAACAAGUAACUACUACUUAUUAUAUAGUUUAUGAAUUAUAAAAGCAUUACAGUUUAAUCGGUUUAUAAAUUAUUCAAUGAAGUGAUCUACUAUUAAUAAAAUGCCGCCGAAACAGAGAAAAAUCGCUAUUAUGGGUUAUCGUUCAGUCGGUAAAUCGUCAUUAAGCAUUCAAUUUGUUGAAGGUCAGUUUGUUGACUCCUACGAUCCAACAAUUGAAAACACUUUUGUAAAAUCCACUAAAGUAAACAAUCAAGAAUAUGAAUUGAAAUUAGUCGAUACAGCCGGACAAGACGAGUAUUCAAUAUUGCCGACACAAUAUUCUAUGGACAUUCAUGGAUAUGUCUUAGUCUAUAGUAUUGCAUCACCAAAAUCUUUUGAAAUUAUACAAAUCAUUUAUGAUAAAUUAUUAGACGUGACAGGCAAAGUACAUGUUCCUGUAGUAUUAGUAGGUAAUAAAAAAGAUUUACAUAUGGAUCGAGUUAUCACACAAGAAGAAGGAAAGAGGUUAGCAGAUUCAUGGAAAGCUGUAUUUCUCGAAGCUUCGGCCAAGCAGAAUGAGUGUGUAGCUGAUAUAUUCCAUACUAUGUUAGUGGAAAUUGAAAAAGCAAAUGGAAAUACUGUUCAAGAAAAUAAUAAAUGUAUUAUUUCAUGAAAAUGUAAAAUUAUAUCAACGACUUAUUUAUUUGAAUUAUUAUGGAUUAUGAUGCUUAAAAUAAUACUCAUAUG